UCGUCUUAAAAUUAUCGUUUGGUUGACAAGAUGGAGUCAUGUUUGACUGUCGAGAAGGAGAUUGAAAAAGUCUUAAGUAAAUUUGGUUCUUUUAAUGAUCACACAUGGAAGACUUUGACGGAUUUAAUCGAUUACGUUCAGAGUUUAAAGAAUGAAUUGACUGACGGUUCACCAUGUUUCUCUUCGAUUCCACCCGAACACGAAAUUACUCCGGCUCAAGUCAUGGUGUUAACUCAGUGUGCGAAAAAAGUCAAAGACGUGGUUGCGAAAUUAGCAUCAGAACACAGAGAUCUUCAUGGAACCGUAUCUAAAGUCGGAAAAGCCGUCGAUAAGAACUUUAUAGCAGAUUUUGCUGCCACUAGUAACGAAGAAGUGUUCAGUAGUGCAGAGAACACUCAGCUAUUAAAUCAAGUUAUCAGUGAGCAUUUCUUACGACAGGGCAUGUUGGAUAUUGCCGAAGAAUUAAUUAGGGAAGCUGGUCUACAAAUAGAUAAUGACAAGAAAGAACCUUUUACUGAACUAAAUAGGAUAUUGGAUGCUUUGAAAAAACGUGAUUUAAAACCUGCUUUAGAAUGGGCAAGAUUGAAUAGAAAUAAACUUCAAGAACAAAAUAGUUCUCUCGAAUUUAAACUUCAUAGGCUUCACUUUAUUGAAUUACUACAAAAAGGAAUGAAACACCAGGAGGCUGCAAUAUAUUAUGCUCGUGAAAAUUUUCAGCAUUUAGCUUCUCAUCACGAAAAAGAGAUUCAAGUUCUCAUGGGAAGUUUGUUGUAUUUACGUCAAGGAGUUAAAAAAUCUCCUUACAACUACUUAUUGGAUCCCAUCCACUGGGCAGAAAUCUGUGACGUAUUCACAAGAGAUGCCUGUGCUCUACUUGGACUGUCCGUAGAAAGUCCACUGACCGUCUGUAUAAAUGCGGGGUGUAUAGCAUUACCGGCAUUAUUAAACAUCAAACAAGUUAUGCAACAGAGACAGGUUACGGGAGUAUGGAGUACCAGAGAUGAAUUACCAAUUGAAAUAGAUCUCGGACACAAAUGUCGCUUUCAUUCUAUCUUUGCAUGUCCCAUUUUACGACAGCAGAGUUCAGACAGUAAUCCGCCAAUGAGAUUAGUUUGCGGACAUGUGAUCUCGAGAGAUGCUCUCAAUAAACUUGCAAACGGCAAUAAAUUAAAAUGUCCGUACUGUCCGGUGGAGCAAAAUCCUGCCGACGCUCGUCUCAUCCAUUUUUAGUCACAUCUUCAUCCGAAUCCAGAGUGGCAUUUUACUUUCUUUCCUCCUGGAUUAAAUUGAAUACGUCCUUUUGUGAGUGUAUAUAAAAUUAUCUAAAUCCGAUGCUAAAAUCUGUUCAAUAAACCUAGUUAGUUAUCAUGCAUAUUAUUUGAAAUACCAAACGAAGACUUCUGUCUGUUAUUGUAUAAAUUAUUUUUUAAUUAAUAAUAUUGCUAUUGAUGUGUCAGUACUUAAAUGGCCAAUUUUAUUUGUUUUUAAUAUGCAUAUUGUGUGGUUUGAAACUUAUAAAAAAGGUAAAUUUUUCAGAUUUAUGCACACCCAUCUUUCUAAAAUUGUCAGAUGUGUACAUACAUACAUAAAUAUAUACCAUAUAAACAACAAAUCACUCUGUUAUGCAAACAUUUUCUUAUUUUAAACCCUGUGAUGCACAUGAUUUGGAUUUUGUAGCAAGUCUCCAUCUGUAAUUUUGUAAAUAAAAAUAUUUGAAUAUGCC
This is a messenger RNA of Centruroides sculpturatus (bark scorpion), 1723 nucleotides long. RefSeq names its product protein RMD5 homolog A-like. NCBI's taxonomy places the organism in Eukaryota, Metazoa, Arthropoda, Arachnida, Scorpiones, Buthidae. Gene Ontology annotation, biological process: proteasome-mediated ubiquitin-dependent protein catabolic process. Gene Ontology annotation, cellular component: nucleus; cytoplasm; GID complex. The coding region runs from base 31 to 1230 and encodes 399 amino acids. The record is from RefSeq and is a predicted model, not a curated record. Gene Ontology annotation, molecular function: protein binding; ubiquitin protein ligase activity. The transcript is spliced from 8 exons.